UUGAUCCGGUGCAAUGAUGUCUGUGCUGAGACAGCUAACUCUGAUUCUGCUAUUCCACCUGGUUUACUCCGGUCAGAUUCUAUGGCGAAUGAAGGACCACGUGCAUAAAAUCCAACAGGCCCGAAUAAAACACACGUCCACUGCCAUUCCCAAAACAGGCACAAUCCACCAACCCCUGAACCACUUUGACCAGCAGGAUGACAGAACCUUCCCACAGAAAUUCUUUGUGAACGACGUUUAUUGGCAGCGUUCAGAUGGACCGGUCUUUCUCUACAUUGGAGGAGAGGGACCCCUCUCCAAAUUCAGUGUAUUGUACGGGCACCAUGUGCUGAUGGCGGAGAGGCACGCGGCACUGCUGGUGUCGCUGGAGCACCGCUUCUACGGGCAGAGCAUCAUCCCUGAUGGACUCGAGACUGAGACCCUGAGACACCUCUCCAGCCAGCAGGCUUUGUCCGACUUGGCUGCGUUCCGGCACUACAUCAGCCAGCGCUUCGGCCUCUCGCACGCCAACGCCUGGAUCAGCUUCGGAGGCUCCUAUGCUGGAGCUCUCUCGGCCUGGCUGAGAGGAAAGUUUCCUCAUCUUAUCUAUGGAGCAGUGGCGUCCUCCGCCCCCGUUCAAGCUCAGCUGGACUUCAGCUCUUACAAUAGGGUGGUUGCUUCUAGUCUUACGAAUGAGGCAGUGGGUGGCUCUGAAAAGUGUGUAGCCGAAGUGAAGGGAGUGUUUGCAGCGGUAGAGGCGGCUCUGCUCAUGGGGAAUGAGACCCAGGUGGGGAAAGACUUCGGCUGUUGUGAGACCCCUCUGAAAGCGGAGGACAAAACGGAGCUGUUGCAGAGUUUGGCUGAUAUAUUCAUGGGAACUGUCCAAUACAACGAGGAGGGGGUCGCAUUCAGCAUCGCUGAGCUGUGUGACAUCAUGACCAAUAAGAGUGAGGAGAAGGAGGCGUAUGACCGUCUGUUCAAAAUAGUGGCGGUAACAAAUCUCUUUUUAUGUGGCUUCCUAAAAAUUUAGUAAAAAAAAAAUUGAAUUGUGUCUAGCUUUAAUAAAGAAAUCCAAUUAAAUGUAAGUUUAGAUGUAUUUUAAAGUUUUGUGGUAUAACAGUGUUCAUUACCACAGAUAAGAUAAGAUAAGUAAUAA
Messenger RNA from Pimephales promelas (fathead minnow), 1135 nucleotides. NCBI's taxonomy places the organism in Eukaryota, Metazoa, Chordata, Actinopteri, Cypriniformes, Leuciscidae. The record is from RefSeq and is a predicted model, not a curated record.